UAGUCUGUCUGUCUAUCUGUGUGUCUGUCUGUGUGUCUGUCUGUGUGUCAGUCCGUCAGUCAAGUGUUGUGUUUUCAAGGUCUCGCUUCUCUGGCCUUCUCUUGGCCUCCCUUAGCCUCCCUUAGCCUCCCUUAGCCUCUCGACUGCUUGACGGGCUCCACCAAGUCAAUAAUCACGACCAUGGGCAUGGGGCCAGUCCUCGUGAACCGCGUCAACCUUCGACCAUGGCCUUUCAGCCCUCCCUCUUUAACCUACUGGGACUAGGAUGGGGUAAUUGCCGAGGAGGAUCAGCAUCACUGGCCGGUGAUCCCCGCCUUCCGCCCGCCUCCCGCCCGCCUCCCGCCCGCCUCAAUCUACCUGAUCCAGCUUCAUUGGGCCUUUGGGACCCGAGGGCGCUAAGACCUGGGCCCUUGUCACUCCCUGACUCACCCCGGGUCCACCCAUUUGCUAAAUGACUUAACUUUCAAAACUCUAACCACGCUUUGUCUCCAUGGAGCGACACACCCAUUUAUCGCCCAGCCCAACCCGUCAGCCCCGCCUCAGUCCCAGGCCGCCUCAGUCUCAUCAGUCUCAUCAGCCUCAUUAGCUACCCGCCCUCACCAUGCUCGUCCCCGAGGCCUGGCUUUGGUUAAGUGGGGCGGUGGGCCUGGUCAGCCUACCUUUAAUGGCCUUCCUGUGUCUCAAGAUCAAGUCUUCCAAGAAGGAUCCGGCUAUUAUGGGCGUGGCCGGCGUCAUCUCGCCUAUUCACGACCCGGAGAAGGCUGCCAGUCGCCGCCCCUCGUCGGAGUCGCUCUUUGGUCCGCCGGUGUCCGCCCAUAGCUCGCCCCGUCUACUGGGCGGACCCGUGACCAAUGGUCAUUAUGGCCGGACCGGCGAGCCCGGGCGUUUGAACGUGUCGGGCGCCUCGGUGGGCUCAAGUGGCCCCUCGGCCCCGGCGCAAGGCCCGACCCAUCAACAUGCGCGCACGCCCUCCCGUACCGGCGACCGUCGGUUGCCUGAAAUCCCGAAGUCCACGGAAGAUUCAGCUUCCGAUUUGUACGCUACCGUCGAAGAUGCCGAUUUUGAAGGCAAUGAAACGGACGGGCCCCGCGGUCACGGCGGGACCAAACGAGAACAUCCCUACGCCAAAGUCAAAAAAUCCAAAAUGGAGCACCCGUAUGCUACCGUCAAGAAAAAUCAGGACACGGGGUCCAGCGUCUCGCACUUACCCGAGCCCGGGUCCUCGUCUUCGGAGGAUGAAGACGAUGAAGAAGAUGAUGAUAUUUUGGCAUUGGUGGAUUCCCAUCUACAUCCGCCGCUCAAUCGUAGUAGUCGCUCGGGUUCUGGGCAUAGCACUCAGCCGUUGGAUGAAUCCCAUCCCUCCGUGGGCAAUAGCCGCCAGACCACGCCCCUGCCGCCUGAACCCCCCACUUUACCCAACUCCCAUAAUUUGCAAAACACGAAUGCCAAUUUUAGCGGCGAUUCCCAAGAUUCCUCCAAAGGUUAUACGAGUAUUACCGUGCGGGAACCGGCCAAGUCGUUGCAGCUCGUUCGUCCCAUGGAAACACCCUAUGCCACACUAUCCGAGACCUCCGAUGAAACGUAUGCCGCUAUUGAUGAUCCUCGUGGUCCACACAGUCAAACGAAUAGCGAGACCUAUGCCGUAAUUGAUCUGCCUCCGGAAGAGUCUGAAGUGGAUUUUCAUCCUCGUCCGGAUUCCCGAUACGUCAAUCCAUCGGCCUCAGUUCCUCCAGCACCCAUCAGCCGUUAUUCCGUAGCCCCUAAUCACACGUAUUCGAGGAUCGAUCGAUCACGGCCACGGCCGGCCGUAGCCACCAGAGUCCUAGGGGAAAGUUCAUCCGUAUCGCACCCUCCUCCCCCUAGCAUUCCAAAGCGACUCUCUUACAACGUGGAAGAAAUGUACGCCAAAGUGCGCAAAGGCAUUAGUCGAAACGACGACGCCGAUCUCGAGCUACCGGUGGGUGCCAGUGCCAUGGGCUUGGGGGCCCGCCCUAAAAAGACGCCUCCCCGACCUCAAUCUGUCAUCCCGGCUGAGAUAAUUUCCCACCGCCCUCCGCAGCAACCUGCCAAGGAGGAAGACUUUUCUGGGUAUGAACUCAUUCAAGAGGAAAAGCCACCUGCCAAAAACGACUUUGAAGAAGGCUAUGAAACCCUCCCUGAGCUGUUGAACCCACCACCACCAGUACCUCCCAACAAUAUGGCUUCCACUACUCGCAACGGAGGCUACGAAACCGUGCCCAAUGAAAUGGAAGCGCCCUAUGAAGUGAUGCCUGAUUAUUGGCGUUCCAAUACAAGCGCGGGUUACGAAACCGUGACAGGUGCGGGCCCGAGGCUCGGUACGGCGAGUAGAGAACCGGGCUAUGAAGUGAUCAAGAACCGCGAGGCUGACUAUGAUUCGAUUGAAAAAUCGGAUAAAGGCCACCGUGAUCCGGGUUAUGAGAGUGUCAGAGAAAAGAUGCCUCGGAUGCAUCGAGGUGAAGGGGGGGAACCGCCAUACGCCCAAUUGAAGAAUGCCAAUGAGGAAAAUGCGAGUGAUAGUGAUUUGGAUUAUGAGACCAUUCCCCAGAAAUACCGACCACGACAAAACAGUGACAAUGACCCGCAAUACGAAGUGCUAAGUAAAAAGAGCUCAGAGGCUGGCUACGAAACGCUGGCUAACGUGUCUUCCAGUGUGCCCAGCAUCGUGGCAGCCCCCAUUUCCUUUGAAACGGCUUCACCGACCCUUAUUCAUAUGUCCGUGAUCAGUUCCAAUAGCCAGAGGUCAUCCACGUCGAAAUCAAGUUCGAGAUCACCGGAAAUUCCUCCCCGACGGUCCUCGGUGGUUCGUAUUGAGCACAUGGAGUUAUCGGAUGUGGACCCGGGAGACUUGUUAAGCGAAAAGUCGUAUCAUCAUCGAGAAUCCUUAAGUAAUAGUAGUAAGACCUCCUCACCUCACAGCCAUAAGCACGUAUUCGUGUGACAUUUUGUGACUUCGAAAGGCCGCGGAACCGUUUCAAAAAACCUCCAGCCGGAUCACGUUGGACCGUCCGUCCCCGAAUAUCUCCUGUCGACUCGCACUUCUGUUGUUGUACUGCGCACAUUAUAAUAACCACCAACAUGAUAACCAUCCACCUUCGCAUCCUCAUCCACCAACGGACCAAGCAAUACUAUAAAUGGAUUGGAUGGCAACCGACCAUUCUAGAUUUACCCAUGGGCAAGAACAAAUUAUUAUUGAAAUGAAAUGACGGCUGACGCUAACUAUUUAUUUAUUUAAUGUCCUAUCGUAAAGUAUUAAGUUUAACUUUUCAACACAAUGUACCCGUUCAAUAUUCGAGACGUACCUCUAUUAUUCAUGCUCCUUUACCAUGAAUAUGAAUGAGCAUGACCCUGAAUCAUUGUUAUUAUUGUAAUUAACGCCCAGGUUGUUUUGCACGCAUCAUCAUCACAUUCCAUAAUUGUAUUUGAUUGAGAAAAAAUCGAAUCAUCCAAUGAUCUCUCCGGAUUCAAAUAGAGAAAUUCAUUCCUG
Molecule: messenger RNA, 3505 nt
Organism: Tigriopus californicus
Lineage: Eukaryota; Metazoa; Arthropoda; Copepoda; Harpacticoida; Harpacticidae
Product: nucleolar and coiled-body phosphoprotein 1-like
Exons: 1
Coding region: 602-2959 (785 amino acids)
Source: RefSeq, a predicted model, not a curated record